Messenger RNA from Spirometra erinaceieuropaei, 4061 nucleotides. The record is from the annotation of a GenBank genome assembly. Lineage: Eukaryota; Metazoa; Platyhelminthes; Cestoda; Diphyllobothriidea; Diphyllobothriidae.
AUGUCAGCUCAGUGUCGUGCAGCCCGGCUUGAGGAAGCCCGGUUGCGGUAACGGCUACCGCGUUCUGCAGCUUCAGGUCAGCUUCGUUCAACAACAGAAUGAACACUAUCAGCUGAGAGUGGCUGAAAGACGCCAGCGAGGAACAGCAGACAAGCGUUAAACACGACUCCGUGUUCAGCAUUCACGCUGCGUGAUGCUGCUGUGAACUUGGUAUGACAACAACCGUUGGAAGACUAACGAUUUUGCCGUCCACAUAUACCGGCAGUCGGAGACCGAUUUCAACGCAUUAUCCAUUUACUUUUCGGGAUGGUGCCGAUGGAUAUCACUUCAACGUUGAUAUGAUAAAUGUGGUCAGUGACGAGGGAACGCACAUGAAAUGCAGCGCAAUGAACUACUACUCCUACCGACUUAUGAUUAGACAGAAUAUAGGUAAUCCCUUUUUGAAAUGACGUCACUUGCUUCAUCACUACAUUGUGGAUAUGCAUGCAAAAAUCGAAAGAGGACGCCUGCUUUUCAUUCGCUUGAAUCAGACCAAGCUGCCCUCUGAAGAAUAUAUUCCUUUGCAUGAUGCAGUUGUAAACAACGGUAAUACAACUAAUGUUGUAAGACUAAAGAUUUUGUUGUCCACAUAAACAGACAGUCCGCGCCAUAUGCUCGGGUACGCUCGAGGUGCAAUUGCAUAUGUUUGUCAGUACGGGGCGUCCAAACCUACUCAUCACAUUCACAUGCAUCCUAGUUUGGGGGAUAUUUAUCAGUUCUUACCUCCUGGGCUACCGCCGGUGAAUAGGUAUGACAUCACAGCACGUGUUUCUAAGAAGAAACUGAUAUCGCUGAUGAACUUCAUGGAGUAACACGAGGCUUUUUGGUCUGUGCGCUGCUGGAUAUAUUUGGCGGAAUGGCAACAGACGGGACUGCCCCACGAACACGUUUGAAUCUAAAUCUAUAACUAGACCACCUCCAACGAAAUCGCCGAGGCAAUAUGCGCUGAAUUACCUGACGCCGACGUCGACAAGGAUUUGCCCGAAGUCGCGGCCAUGAACAUGAUAAAUGAACUUUGCGGUGCCCUGAGUCCCAAUUCUCUCUCCCCCUCAGCCCUCAUCCCGGUAUAAUAGACAGAAAGCGCUCUAAGAGAUAUCCUUGGGCAUUCGUAUACACCACAGUUACCGGUAACGACCGAAGUCCCUUGUACCGAAAACGAUCAACGGAAGACGUCGGCAACUUGGCAACCGUACGAAUUCGAACCGGUGACGUACAAGUCGGUAACCGCUGGGCUGUUUCGUAUUCGAAUUUAUUUUUAAAAGUACACGAAGUUCACAUAAACGUGGAAAACUGCAAUUCCGGGAAAUGAAUUCGGUACAUUUGUAAGUACGUGAGAAAAGGCAGUGACAUGGCUGUUUUUGGCCUGCAACACGAAAGGAGGAGAAGGGAUGUGGACAUCCAACUCAGUGAAAUCGCACAGUGCUGUUCACUUACAGUACGAUUAGUAAAUGGGCAAUGCGUUUACUUUACCGAUGCAAAUGUGCAACAGGCCACCGGCAACACACAUUAACUGCGUUCUUCCCGUUAAGUCAAACUGACGCGUUUGCGAAAACAUGGCCGUAUUCGGAAGUGCCUACGUAUUACACAGGGAAUGCGUGCAGAAUUUUUUUUACGACACAAACGAGAGCGAGUCGACGGACACCUUGGCAUAUUCAAAAGAGCUGCGAUAGGCAGACUACACAGCGUGCAUCUCAAUCAGGACGACUGCUCCUUAUUCCGCAAGCUGUUGGUGAAUGUGUCCGGUUCAACGUCUUUCCAGCAAUUGAAAUCUGUCAACGGCGUUACACACUCCAUUUUCCGUAGUGCAUACCAGGCUCUCAAUUUAUUGGAAAACUACCGGCAGUGUUUCGUGCGACACGUCCCAUCCACAUUGAAUUCCUUCAUUGUUUGCAAUCAUACUGACCGUCCGCUCUGCUUCAUCUCCAACAGAUUUAUGGGAGAAAUAUAAAUCGCACAUGGCUGAGGAUAUCUUCCGUCGACUACGCAAGGAAAAUUCCAAAUGCGGAUUUCACAGCAGGAAUCUACAGCGAGACGUUAAUAGUGAUUGGGGAUACGUGCGUAAGAAAUCGCGAAAAAAGUUCCGAAUCAACCGGGAAUGUCCUCACCAAACCGAUCUUCUGCUAUUUCGUUAGAUGUGGAUUUUCGCCGUGAGCAAAAAAGCGCUCGAGGCCCUGGAUCGAACACUGCAAGAUUUGCGCGGAAACAGCAGACCAUUUGGAGACAUUACCGCUACUGCUUGCAGGAGACUUUAGGCAAACACUGCCCGUAAUUCCUCCAUCGGCAACAGCAGACGAAAUAAAUGCCUGCCUGAAAUACUUUUCUUUGUAGCGCCAAAUCCAGACGGCAAAAUUCACUACAAAUAUGCGUGUCCAGCUGCAAAACCAGCGAUCAGCUGAGGUAUUCUCACAGUAAUCACUGGCAACUGGGAAUGUAACGGUGCCCGCUGAUCCGACUUCAGGAAGGAUUCCCCUACGUCUUAGCCUCGGCAAUUUCGUGUCCUCAAAAGAGGAAUUGGUUGAAAAGGCAUAUCCCACUAUUCAGACCACUUUCAACAAUCACGACUGACUGAGCGAACGAGCUAUUCUUGCGGCCAAAAACAAACACGUGUACCAUCUUAACCAUAUUAUUCAAUCUAAGUUUCAAAGCGAGGCAGUCAUAUAUACGUCCGUCGACACUGUUGUGAAAGUAGACGAUGCAGGUUAAUUAUCCAACAGCGACUUUGAAUUCACCUGAGCCGCAGCAACGCGUGACGGGGCCCAGCUAGUUCCUUAUAAAACUCCGAGCUGCUUUCUGGGACGUCAGCGAUGCCGGCGAAACUAGGACGCUUGUCCAUGGCGCUGUUCUACGCCUGAGAGAGUGAGGGUCUUUGGCAUCGGACUAGGUCAAGGUCGCUCGUGUCCAAUUGGAAAGUGUUUAUGCUAUCUGAGACAUGCGCCACUUGUGCCCAUACCUUGUGCGUUGUCCCGCGCGAGUGGUGUCGACCUUGCCUGUCUGGAAGCACGCGCGUCCUCGCUGAUGUUGGGGCGGGGGUGGGGUCUACAGAGUCUGGGAUACUGUGAGGUGACUUUGAGGCGGCAAAUUUGUGAUGGGGGAGGAGUGACCCCUUGAGUUGUUUGAGGUCCGAGACACAGGUGGACGGAGCGGUGGUGCGGGUCGGUAACAAUGCGGGGAAAAUUCGCCACCACUGUCGGCGUCUGUACCCCUCCAAUGAUGAGCAGCCACAACGUUCAGGGAAAGUCUGCACGCCCUCCUACUGUACGUGCCAAAGGCGGACAAACUAACUGUCCGCAGUCACCUCAAUGCCCCGAAACAGGCACGUACAACGCCAACUCGGACGGUGGUAGUUGAUGGUCAUGAAGCAGGUCACUGCAACGGUAGUAAACUCAUUCUAUUGAUGACCUUUGCCUAACAAUAAUCCCUCGCCACCAACACCAGUUUCAGCUUCCCAAUUGUGCGAAGACAACAUGGAUGCACCUCCAAUCUCAUCAAUGACAAUUGCUGGACUACGUGUUCGUCAAGGAGCUUGACCGUCGUGACGUGCUCGUGACAAAGGCAGAGAGAGUUGUUUGUUGUCUCGAAAAUAAGGCUACAAAUCCAAUCACUAAAGGGGAUCAACGAAACUGACACGACUGGACGCAGUCGAGACUAUAAAACUAAAUGAAUGUCCAUAUGGGUCACGAAGAAAUCCCGAGAACGAACACUUUGGGCACAAAUGGCAGAGACCACGGAUAGCCAACAGGACCGCUGCUACCGAAAUACUCAUAUUCACAAACCAUGGAAGACAGAACUGGUUAAAUGGCCACUACUAUUACUACUACUACUACUACUACUACUACUACUACUACUACUACUACUACUACUACUACUACUACUACUACUACUACGACGACGACGACGACGACGACGACGACGACGACGACGACGACGACGACGGCGACGACGACGACGACGACGACGACGAAGUACAACAAUCGCCAUCUGAGAAAAAUCCGAGUCGCAUGACCAAUCCGAAAAAGAGAUAA